Messenger RNA from Guyanagaster necrorhizus, 2872 nucleotides. RefSeq lists its product as uncharacterized. The transcript has 6 exons. The record is from RefSeq and is a predicted model, not a curated record. Bases 168 to 2744 code for a protein of 858 amino acids. Lineage: Eukaryota; Fungi; Basidiomycota; Agaricomycetes; Agaricales; Physalacriaceae. Gene Ontology annotation, molecular function: serine-type endopeptidase activity. Gene Ontology annotation, biological process: protein processing. Gene Ontology annotation, cellular component: Golgi membrane; trans-Golgi network.
AUCAGACCAAGAUAAUACAGCAGGUUAGCGCUUUGAGCCCAAUUUGGGCCAACGGCGUUGUCACUGCAUGACCGUGUACGUGGAGCCACGCGAACUUCAUCAGUGGCUGUGCUGCACACUUCAAUGCAUGGUGGCAGUCUUUCGCUUUCUUUUCCUUCCCUUCAAUAAUGUGGCUGCCAUGGUCACUGCUGGCCUUGUCUACAUAUUAUUCCUUUAGCUUUGCUCUUUUAUCCACCAGACCGCAAUAUGACACUCACAACUACUAUGUCCUCGAGCACGAUCCCCGCAUUUCAUCGCUGGACGAUGUAUCACACCUCCUCCAAGUCCAAGUCGUGGAGCCUAUAAAAGACCUCGAGAAUAUUUGGUUGGUUAGAUCAGAGAGAAGUGAGCAACAGUUGAAUAGCAGGGUGGUCGGCGGGGACCAUGUUCUCCAGAGGUAUAAGCAGCUCCGCCGUGCUGCCGGGGAUUCGUCAGUGUCACGUCGGUCGAGUACGGUGUCUUCUGUGCGACAUCUGUCGCGACAAGAGCCUCGCCAGCGUGUUAAGCGAGCACCACCAGCUGUCAGACCACCUCUAGAGACUUCUGCCCGGAACGUUGCCAAGCGUCUAGGCAUACAGGAUCCGCUCUUUGACCAGCAAUGGCAUCUGGUAAACGACGAACACCCAGAGCAUAUGAUGAAUGUUGUACCAGUGUGGGAUAUGGGGAUCACAGGCAAGGGCGUCAUUACUUCUCUCGUGGACGAUGGAUUGGACUAUGACCAUGAUGACUUGAAAGACAAUUUCGAUGCGCUCAACUCGUAUGACUUCAACGACCAUCAAGACCUUCCUACACCAAAACUUAUAGAUGAUCAUCAUGGUACGCGGUGCGCCGGACAAGUUGCUGCGGGGAAGAACAAUGCAUGUGGUCUCGGUAUUGCUUAUGAUGCCAAGGUCGCCGGCGUUCGUAUCUUAUCUGGACCGAUUUCCGACGUCGACGAAGCAAAGGCGCUCAACUACGGCUACCAAAAUGUAUCCAUAUACAGCUGCAGUUGGGGACCUCCAGACAACGGCCAGGCCAUGGAAGGGCCUUCCUACCUCAUUCAGAAGGCGGUGGUCAACGGUAUCAACAAGGGCAGAAAUGGCAAAGGCUCUAUCUUUGUUUUUGCUAGUGGCAACGGUGCAGAUCAUGGCGACCAGUGCAAUUUCGAUGGUUAUACGAACAGUAUCUAUUCGGUCACUGUGUCUGCCAUCGACUUCAUGGGACUCCAUCCAUAUUACUCAGAGCCCUGUGCAGCGAACAUGAUCGUUGCUUAUAGUUCAGGGUCGGGGAAGCACAUAGUGACUACCGACAAAGGUCAAGGAAAGUGUGCAACUAGCCAUGGAGGGACCUCAGCUGCCGCGCCAAAUGCGGCAGGAGUGUUUACUCUUGCUAUAGAAGCCAGACCCGACUUAACCUGGCGUGACAUCCAACACCUUUGUGUUGAGACAGCACGCAUGGUUAACGAAGACGACGAAGACUGGGAGACAACAGCAACAGGACGCAAAUAUAGCUAUAAAUAUGGCUACGGCGCGUUGGACGCAUACCUCUAUGUCAAGGCCGCACAGGAAUGGGAGCUAGUGAAGCCACAAGCGUGGAUUAAGACACAUACCGUGCAGUUGGAAAACGGUACGAUGGAAGAAGAAGGCAAAUAUUCUGGAGGCCAGUUUAUCGGCGAGGGUGGAGUGACUAGCACAAUCACGGUAACGGAGGACAUGGUGCAACAACACAAUUUUGAGAAGCUCGAGCACAUUGACGUCAAAGUCUGGAUUUCUCAUCGUCGCCGGGGUGAUGUUGAAGUAGAGAUAGUGAGCCCGAAUGGAAUUAAAAGUAUACUGGGAGGUAAGCGCAAGAAAGAUACAGAUCACACAGGAUACCCAGGAUGGAGAUUUAUGACCAUAAAGCAUUGGGGAGAAAAUCCCAUUGGCCAUUGGACGAUCAGGGUUUCUGACCAAGGGAACCCUGAGAACAACGGUAGUUUCCUGGGCUGGAAUAUGAUGUUCUGGGGUUCCGCCAAGGAUGUAGCUCUAGCAACGCCUUAUGAGCUUCCACCAGAAGUGACCGCGUUUCCCCCCACUGAGGAUCCAGACGCCGAUCUUCCUCCUACGACCACAAAAAUUUACGAUAAGCCUACCGUUCCGCCGCAGUCAUCUCCGACAUCUACUAUAUCCGAAAGUGCUAGUGCCUCGAGCACUCCGACAGUCGAUGAAGGCUGGUUCAAUAGCCUGUCGAACCUUGUGUCGCAUCCCAAAUGGUUCUUUGGCGCUAUCGGGGCUGUGGCCAUCUUUGGCAUCGGUGCUCUGAUAUUCUUAUGGCGGCGUAGGCGUGCGGCGCGCAGAGCCAGGCAUGCCGAUUACUCUACCAUCCCAGGUAACGAAGAGCUACAGAUGAGCACAGUUGGGUCAACAUCACAACGGCCACGGACAACCAAAGAAUUAUAUGAUGCGUUCGGGGAGGUGUCGGAUGACGAGGACGCCGAUGAGGAGACGCAUUUGCGUGGAGGGCACCCAUUAUCUGAAGGAAUCGGGUUCCAUUCCGGUUUCCUGGAUGAUGAAGAGCCUGAAUCUGCUGGUGGGUCGGGGCCCCAACAACAGUACCGCGACAAUCCUGAAGACGAGAGUCGAGUUGACGUAACAGAGAAGGAAAGGAAGCCUUCUCCUGAAAGAUCUGCAUCCACCAGUCCGAGUCUUAGCGGGGAUGGUAGUUGGCAACAUACCAGCGAAGUAUAAUAUGAUACCUUGAAUUGCCCACGCCAGAAAACAUACUUACGCAUAGAGGAUCAUGAUAUUGGUUUGCGUGUUAUUCAUUCACAGUGUCUCUCCGUUCUCUUGUCGUGAAACUAAUGGACCAUGUCCGU